AUGAAUACAUGGGUUAAAUCUUGGGUGCCGAGCGGUGAUAUAAUUGGAAUGCUGAGUCGACAUGAUGAAACAUUUGGGAUUGCCAAAUGUCUAUCUGCUUAUCAAAACGACAAGCUUGUAUAUCAUCCAACAGUCCUUUUCGCCUAUCUUCCAUGCGACUCAGCCAUCAAUUCCCUUCAUGAAUAUCGAAUGCAUGAUUACGAACUUCAACCCAAACAACGAACCAUAUCAAACGAUAUUAUCAGAGGGACAGAUGAAAUGGGCGUGAUGCUCAUGGGUCAUGAUCUAAAAGCUUGGUGGGUAGGAUCUUUGCUUAAUAUCGAAGAAACGAGACGUCUGAUCACCGAACAAAAUGCAACAACGCUUCAAGUGGCUAUUGCCGUUGUUGCCGCAACUCUUUACUGCAUCAACCAUCCACAAUUAGGUUUAUGUUUACCGGAUGAUUUGGAUUUCGAAGAAAUUUUGGAAAUCUCGAGACCUUAUCUAGGAAAAUUUGUUUCACAACAGGUCGACUGGUCACCAAAUCAGACGUCAUCAUCCAUAAAACUUCAGCUGGAAACCAAAGAUGAAUGGCAGUUUUCUUCAUUCAGAAUAUCUUUCUCUAAAACUUGA
Molecule: messenger RNA, 612 nt
Organism: Didymodactylos carnosus
Lineage: Eukaryota; Metazoa; Rotifera; Eurotatoria; Philodinida; Philodinidae
Source: the annotation of a GenBank genome assembly